CAUUCAUCAAAUUCUUAUCAAUUGAGUAUUUUUCGUGUGUGUUAGUUGAAAGCAGCAAUGGCCUCUGCAAUAGAACACAUCUUUACAGUAACGGCACUACUCUCCGUCGUUCUCUUCUCUCACUCGGCGGCGGAGCCUGUUCCGGCAGCUUGGCCGGAGCAGUUUCAUUCCGUACUAUUCAUGAACAGAAGCGGAUCCCUACAGAAAUUGGACUUAUGGUACGACUGGCCCAACGGUCGAAACUUCAAUAUCAUCCAAGAUCAACUCAAUGAUGUUGUAGAUUACGACCUUGAAUGGACCAAUGGAACCUCCUUCAUGUACACUCUCCAUCCCUCCGACCGCCACUGCAAGGUUGUCCAUGUUGAAGUUGGUAUCCUCCGUCCUAAUUGGCUUGACGGUGCUACCUAUUUGGGUCAAGAACAAGUUGAUAAUUUCCUAUGUAAUGUUUGGGAGAAAGUUGAUUUCAUUGUGUAUUAUGAAGAUGUUCUCACUCGAAGGCCUGUUAAGUGGAUCUUCUACACGGGCUAUACUGCUCAUGUGAUGACAUUUGAGGUUGGAGCAGUGCUUGAGGAUGCGCAAUGGCAGGCUCCUGAAUACUGUUUCAAUCAGACUGAGAAUAUGUUAGAAUCUGCUACUGUUCGUGGCGAUUCUUUUGGAAGUCUGAUGAGAGGCAAAGUCGAUGCUGCUGCUGCAUAGGAUUUGUUAAUUAUGAAAUGGUUCAAACUGUAUAUGACUAAUGUAUUUCCGAAUGAUUGUUUAGUUUAGCUAAAUAUUAACAUCAAUAGGUAUGAAUGCAUUCUGGUUUUCAUCCAAACUCGUAAAUCAAAUUUUGUCAGCUCAGCUAUCUUUUACUUUUGGGAAA
Messenger RNA from Medicago truncatula (barrel medic), 862 nucleotides. RefSeq lists its product as uncharacterized. Lineage: Eukaryota; Viridiplantae; Streptophyta; Magnoliopsida; Fabales; Fabaceae. The record is from RefSeq and is a predicted model, not a curated record. The coding region runs from base 58 to 696 and encodes 212 amino acids. The transcript has 2 exons.